Phycodurus eques (leafy seadragon) is the source of this 783-nucleotide messenger RNA. It is a transcript of the gene med21, whose product is annotated as mediator complex subunit 21. The record is from RefSeq and is a predicted model, not a curated record. Gene Ontology annotation, biological process: regulation of transcription by RNA polymerase II. Gene Ontology annotation, molecular function: transcription coregulator activity. The coding region runs from base 41 to 478 and encodes 145 amino acids. Lineage: Eukaryota; Metazoa; Chordata; Actinopteri; Syngnathiformes; Syngnathidae. Gene Ontology annotation, cellular component: mediator complex. The transcript has 4 exons.
UUUGUUUUGCUCACCAUUUAACGAAGAAGACAUUAAAAAAAUGGCGGAUAGGCUAACGCAGCUACAAGAUGCUGUCAAUUCGCUUGCAGAUCAGUUUUGUAACGCUAUCGGGGUCCUUCAACAGUGUGCUCCGCCUGCCUCCUUCAGUAACAUUCAAACGUCGAUAAACAACGAUCAGCCUGCAAACCAAACUGAAGAAUACGCUCAGCUGUUUGCUGCCCUGAUUGCCAGGACAGCCAAAGAUGUGGACGUGCUAAUUGACUCUUUGCCGAGCGAGGAGUCCACGGCAGCUCUGCAGGCGGCCAGCCUGCGGCAGCUGGAGGAGGAGAACCACGAGGCCGCGGCCCGUCUGAAGGAGGUGGUCACCCGUGGCGACAUGCUGCUGGAGAAGAUCCAGAGCGCCCUGGCAGACAUUGCCCAGUCUCAGCUCCGCACCCGCAACGGCGCGGCCAGCCAGCCUUCACCUGCUGAAUCCUGACCUGCUCCAAACAGCCCCGUGUCAUAUCAUUACUGAUCUUUUUAUUUAUAACACUCAGCUGCCAGCCUCACAACCCAUGCGGGAUCUGUCUGUCAGGUGAACAAAAGCCAUAUUUGAAUCACUUUACACUUUUACAUAAACUCAAAUGUUUACUUGGGGAAAACAGUAUUGUCUGGCUGGAGUUCAGUUUUGUAUGUUGGUUUUGUAAAUAUUUAUGACCAGAGGGCUGAUUCGUAAAUAAGCUUAGUAUAAUUUUAUGGUCUAAUGGGUGUUUUUGUUAAAUAAAGCUUGAAUAAACAAUUUUG